Molecule: messenger RNA, 1095 nt
Organism: Dioscorea cayenensis subsp. rotundata (Guinea yam)
Lineage: Eukaryota; Viridiplantae; Streptophyta; Magnoliopsida; Dioscoreales; Dioscoreaceae
Product: ganglioside-induced differentiation-associated protein 2
Exons: 3
Coding region: 97-819 (240 amino acids)
Source: RefSeq, a predicted model, not a curated record
AAGUAACUGUGCGGUCUUCCUCCCCUGCCGGAGGAAUCCAAUAAACCCUCCAUCUCUCGCAUCGAUACGGAGGAAUCCACAGCGUAGUCGCCGACGAUGGAGCGGAGCUCGAACGAAGACUUCUCAGUGCUGGUCCUCGCCUCCGACCUGGGCGUCGACGCCCGCUCCCUCCUCUCUCCGUCCGAGCGCGUCGCCGAUGAGGUCUGGCACGAUUGCCCUGACGAGGAUUUCUCCGAUCUUGACGCCCUCCAGGCCCUCCGCGUUGAGGGAUCCGACAAAUCCGGCAAUCGCAUCCUCCGCAUCGUCGGCAAGUUCUUCCCAGCUCCGGUUAUCAGUGGGGAGAGGCUGAAGAGGUAUGUUUGCUUCAAGCUGCGCACGGAGCUGGCGGAAGGUCCGUUCUGUGUUUUGUAUGUUCAUAGUACUGUGCAAUCGGAGGAUAAUAAUCCGGGAAUCUCUGUGUUGAGGUGGAUUUAUGAGGAUCUUCCUUCGGAUUUUAAGGAUAGGCUUCAAGUUGUCUACUUUUUGCAUCCAGGGCUUCGAUCUUGGCUGUUGCUUGCCACUCUCGGCCGCCUCUUCUUGAGUGGAGGGCUGUACUGGAAAAUCAAGUAUGUCAGUCGAUUGCAGUAUCUGUGGGAUGAUAUAAAGAAAGGGCAGGUCGAAAUUCCAGAGUUGGUGCAACGCCAUGAUGAUGUUCUUGAACAUAGACCAUUGACAGAUUAUGGCAUAGAGCCAGAUACACUCCAUAUAACGGAGGUGCCUUCUGUUGACUACUCAUUUGGAAGGUAUGAAGAUAAAUGGGCUCCGCGACAAUACAUGUGAUGCUACUUACUAAAUGCUUACAUGCUCAUCGUAUUAUUGUGGUAGUAUGAAACAUAUGCUUUUACUUCGAAAUUGUACGACUGCAGCUGUGAGGUAUGUAUCUAUUUAAAAGUUGCUUGUAAUGCUUGUGAACUAUGUGAUGCGUUUCUUCAAGCCGAUUUGAAAUAAUGUGGUCAUAUUAAAUGUUAACUUGCUCAUGUUUUACAAGUUUUAACAAGAGAUAGUUAUGGAACUCUGGAUAAAAAUGUAAAUAUCAUUUUCUGGCCUUUUGUUUGA